AUGACAGAAGUCGAUGGAUAUCAGACGAGGAGCAAACAGAAGAUUUUCCCUGAGAUGGGGGACUCCUUUUUCUCUGAUGACGAUUCUGCUGCCACAGAUGACAAUCAAUCGGUGUUUGAGGACGAUAAGUUUAUCGAUGGCAACGAUGACUAUGGCUAUGGGAACCAAGAAGGGAAAGCCAUAGGCCCUUCAAUACCAAAGCCCAGGAAACCCUCAAAGAAAUCCAGAGCUGAUCCAAGCAGCAGUGAAACUGCUAACAAACUUGCGGCAAAGGAUCAAAAUUUUCUCUAUGGGACCAAUAGAGAUAUUCCUUCUGAUUUUGUACCAGAUGCAGUUUCAGGAAUGUUCAGAUCUCAUGAUUUCAGCUACCUGCGGCUACGUCCCGAUCAUGCCGCAAGACCUAUAUGGAUAUCACCCAGUGAUGGUAGGGUUAUUUUAGAGAGUUUCUCCCCGUUGGCGGAACAAGCACAAGAUUUUCUGGUUACUAUUGCAGAACCAGUUAGUAGGCCAUCGCAUAUUCAUGAGUAUAAGAUUACAGCAUACUCUCUUUACGCUGCUGUAUCUGUUGGUCUCGAGACAAACGAUAUCAUUUCCGUAUUGGAUAGGUUAUCCAAGGUUCCAGUGGCACCUUCUAUCAUUAACUUUAUUAAAAGUGCCACGGUGUCAUACGGCAAAGUAAAACUGGUUAUCAAACAUAACAGAUAUUUCGUAGAAACGACACAAACUGAUAUAUUGCAGAUGCUUUUAAAGGAUCCAGUCAUCGGUACUUUGCGGAUAGACACCGAGCAACAGCAGCAAUCUCAGGAGCAACAGAAACAGACUGAGAAGCAAAAGACAAGUGUAUCUCAGGAUAAAAUAAAUCCUAAUGACGUAGAAGCGAUGUUCAGUGCCGUUGUAGGGGGCGAUAACGAAAUAGAUGAGGAGGAUGAUAUUGAUGCUGUCCAUGCAUUUGAAAUCGCUAAUCAAUCUGUUGAAAUUGUAAAAAAAAGAUGUCAGGAAAUAGAUUAUCCGGUGCUUGAAGAAUAUGAUUUCCGUAAUGAUCAUCGAAACCCAGACUUGGAUAUCGAUCUCAAACCUUCUACACAGAUUCGUCCAUAUCAAGAAAAAUCUUUGAGUAAAAUGUUUGGUAACGGUCGUGCAAGAAGUGGUAUUAUCGUUUUGCCUUGUGGGGCAGGUAAGACAUUGGUUGGUAUCACGGCAGCUUGUACGAUUAAAAAGUCGGCCAUUGUUCUAUGUACUUCCUCGGUGUCAGUUAUGCAAUGGAGGCAACAGUUCUUGCAAUGGUGCACCUUGCAACCGGAGAAUGUCGCUGUGUUCACGUCUGAUAACAAAGAAAUGUUCCAAACUGAAUCGGGACUGGUUGUAUCUACGUAUUCGAUGGUUGCCAAUACAAGAAACAGAUCACACGAUUCACAAAAAGUCAUGGAUUUUUUAACAGGGAGAGAAUGGGGAUUCAUUAUUUUAGAUGAAGUUCAUGUUGUUCCAGCUGCAAUGUUCCGUAGAGUAGUAACGGCAAUUGCGGCCCACGCAAAGUUAGGUCUUACCGCUACACUAGUCAGAGAAGAUGACAAAAUUAGCGAUUUGAAUUUUUUAAUUGGUCCUAAAUUAUAUGAAGCCAACUGGAUGGAACUUUCUCAAAAGGGACAUAUUGCCAAUGUCCAAUGUGCCGAGGUGUGGUGUCCUAUGACUGCAGAAUUUUACCAAGAAUACUUGAGAGAAAGUGCAAGAAAAAGAAUGCUGCUUUAUAUUAUGAACCCUACAAAAUUUCAAGCAUGUCAAUUCUUGAUUCAGUAUCAUGAAAGGAGAGGCGACAAAAUUAUUGUAUUUUCCGAUAAUGUGUAUGCUCUGCAAGAGUACGCGUUGAAGCUCGGUAAACCCUUCAUUUUUGGAGCUACUCCUCAACAAGAACGUAUGAAUAUUUUACAAAAUUUCCAAUUUAAUGACCAAAUCAAUACUAUUUUUUUGUCUAAAGUCGGUGAUACGUCCAUUGAUCUACCGGAAGCAACAUGUCUUAUUCAAAUAUCUUCACAUUACGGUUCACGUCGUCAAGAAGCUCAAAGAUUAGGAAGAAUUUUAAGGGCAAAAAGACGUAAUGAUGAAGGAUUCAAUGCAUUUUUCUAUUCAUUGGUUUCAAAAGAUACCCAAGAGAUGUAUUAUUCUACCAAAAGACAGGCUUUCUUAGUGGAUCAAGGUUAUGCAUUCAAAGUCAUUACACAUCUUCAUGGCAUGGAAAACUUACCGAAUUUAGCAUAUUCUUCUCCUAGAGAGCGUAGAGAGUUGCUACAGGAAGUUUUAUUGAAGAAUGAGGAGGCUGCAGGAAUUGAAGUUGGUGAUGAUGCCGAUAACACGAUAGGAAGAGGCAGCAACGCCUAUAAAAAGGCGAAAUCCAAGGCUGUUAGAGGUGAAGGGUCAUUGGCAGGUCUUGCAGGUGGUGAAGACAUGGCGUAUAUGGAAUACAGUACAAACAAGAACAAAGAAUUAAAAGAGCAUCAUCCAUUGAUUCGUAAGAUGUAUUAUAAAAAUUUGAAGAAAUGA
This is a messenger RNA of Zygotorulaspora mrakii, 2535 nucleotides long. RefSeq names its product TFIIH/NER complex ATPase/helicase subunit SSL2 (gene SSL2). The coding region runs from base 1 to 2535 and encodes 844 amino acids. The transcript has a single exon. NCBI's taxonomy places the organism in Eukaryota, Fungi, Ascomycota, Saccharomycetes, Saccharomycetales, Saccharomycetaceae. Gene Ontology annotation, biological process: transcription initiation at RNA polymerase II promoter; nucleotide-excision repair. Gene Ontology annotation, cellular component: nucleotide-excision repair factor 3 complex; transcription preinitiation complex; transcription factor TFIIH holo complex. The record is from RefSeq and is a predicted model, not a curated record. Gene Ontology annotation, molecular function: hydrolase activity; 3'-5' DNA helicase activity; ATP binding.